Molecule: messenger RNA, 2980 nt
Organism: Halichondria panicea
Lineage: Eukaryota; Metazoa; Porifera; Demospongiae; Suberitida; Halichondriidae
Exons: 6
Coding region: 156-2570 (804 amino acids)
Source: RefSeq, a predicted model, not a curated record
CUUAAUUUCACAAUGAAUCUCAUUAAUAAUCUAUUUUUGGCUGGCUGGAUCAUAGAUCUGUCUGGAUCAAGCAGACAUACUUAGGUAUAAUUUAUAGUAAUCAAGAGAACAAGUAGCUGUGUCAAGAAUAAGUGAUACUUUGUGUGUGGAUCGUGAUGGUUACCAGAGGAUACUUGUUACGUGUGGCACUACUCACGGUCAUACUGAUGGCCACAUCCAAAACUGUGUGUGGUGAAUUUAUUCUAACUGUCAACUUGGUCAAUUACACCAACCCAACCGGACUAUGUGCUGAAUGUCAGAAUCCUCUGAAUACAAGCCAUUCUACAGAGACAAUACCAGUGUGUUGUGAUGAACUACCAUACAUUUCAGUAAACUGUGACAAUACAGGAGAGGAGAGAUGUGACACCAGGUUCCGUUGGACCAUCAGACCAUUCGAUGCAUCACUAGAGACAAGACCUCUAAAUGAUCCUGUCAACCCUCCCUACUUCUUUACAGACUGUACAGUGUCCCCCAGCACUUGCCCAUUCAGUGAAAUGAGCACAACAUUCAAUCAAAGUCUAACAGCACUACUGGGAGUAACAGAAAAUCCUUUACCUGUUUCAAAAACAGAUUUGACUGCAUGGACAGGACGAAUUCAGUUUUUCAUAGAAGCAUUGGACAGUGGACUUCCGAACAUAAUAGACAGUCUGUUGAUUGACCUGGACAACCUCCAACUUGGAGCAGACUUUACAGAGGAGAUGAUGUUCACUGGAGUCCACAACAUAUCUCACAUGACCAUGAGUUUCAGAGUCGAGUGCUCUCCUGGUUUCUGUGGACCUGACUGUAUGACCACACCUCAGAACAAUCCACGAGUAGCGACAUGUCAAGCUGAUGGCACUCUAACAUGUACUGAUAACCGAUUAGACCCUUCAUCUUGUAACGAAUGCCUCUAUAACCUGGAUAUUACAACUGGCUGCUCCACUUGCGUACAGACCACCUAUGAUCCCUCUACCAACUGCAACCAGUGUCUACCAGGCUGGGACAUCACCUCGUACUGUAUUAGUUGCCUACCCAACAGAGACCCAAUCACCAACUGCUCCCUCUGCCUACAACCAGACAGGUUCACUGAUGCAGACUGCAGUACAAGUGUGUGUGCUCUACCAGAAGGGGACCCAGCAACACUCUGUCAAACAUGCUUGGCCACUAACUUUGACCCUAACACAAAUUGCUCUGAAUGCAUAGGCAAUCUUGAUCUCAGCUCCAGCUGCUCCACUUGUUUGCCUGGAUAUGAUAGUAGCCUUAACUGUUCACUGUGUCUAUCUGGACGAAACAUAUCCACAAGAUGUACCACCUGUCUGGCUGGAUUCACUGGAAGUAACUGUGAACCUGUUUCUGCCGUGAAUGGUGGUCUUGUGGGUGGUAUAGCGGGUGGAGCUCUCUUCCUGUUGAUAAUUGUCUUGGUGAUCAUUGUGUGUGUACUCGUGUAUAAAAAUCAAAGGAGAGGUCAUAUCAAAUUUGUUUCAGAUGAAGGAGCAGCUCAUAAUGCUUACGAUAUUACUGGAACUGGAAGUGGAUCGUCAGCAGAACAUAAGUUUCAGAAUCCAAUAUAUGGCCCUGGAUUGGAAAUGGACUUAAAGACUGGAACAGGGUCAUCAGAUGAUCACGCAUUUACUAAUUCGCUAUACGAGACCUCGAAUGUGCACACAGAAGAUGAUUACUCUCACCCUAGUGUCAGCCCACCCUCACAUACGGUAAAAACAGGCACCCAGGAUCUCACAUCUACUCUCGAUGGACCAAUGUAUGAUACAGCUAGCUGUCUUGAUAACAACCUGCCAAGAGAAGGCACACCUGUUUACGACACAGCUGAUCAUACUCAUCAACCACCUCUUACCAACCCACAGAAUAAAGACUAUUCUAAAUUGCAUCAACCUCCAAUAACAAGUGUAACCCCUCAACCAACUUCUCUGGCUGACUAUGACACGGCCACAUUUAUCGAGCAGCCGGUCUAUGACGAAGCCUUCCCCCCUUCGGAGGAGUCACUUUCUAAGAAGGGGACCAGGCAUCCAUCAAAGUCUGCUGGAGCUUAUGAAGAGAUUGAAGAUGAUGAUAUUCGUGGGAGAGACGAGUACGAUACAACUUACCCCCCUCCUCCAGUUAUACCUAGUGUUAAUGCAUACUCGAAACUGGGUAAGCAUGAAGCUGAGCUCCCUGCAUACGAUGUAGCAAAUAAUCAUCACUCGAAACAGGUACAGCCUAAAGCUCUACCUCCUAAUGGAAGUUUGUACGAUACUGCUGAUCAUCCCCAAGAGCAAACAGCUCGACCUGAACACGAUUAUACAGAAACUAGCAACUUUCUUCCUACUUCGAUAAAAGAGGAAACGUCUCAACACACUUAUGAUUAUGCAGACGCUAGCGAAUUCCUUUCUGGUUCCUCCUCUGUCAAACAUUCGUAUGACUACGUCGACAAUCCUAUAGAUGGUACAAAUGCAUUGCCCCCUGCAUUGGCCCCCCUGGCUAGCUCUGUGUACAUGAACACAACGCCUGACAAGAUAACACUUGAGGCCGAAUCUCAUUAUGACCUAGGGCAGUGAGUGGACAUGUUUGUUUGUAUUAUAUAGUUUUGUACCUUCACUUCUAGUUCACUUGCAUGAAUUGUUAAGCUGUAUAAUCAUAAUAGCUCAUCCCCUCCCGUUCUUUUGUACACCCUUUACACGGUACGUUGUACCAUAUGUAUUGUACAGUUGUUGACUGGCCAUAAUUGUCACAAAGAUUUUCUAUUGAAGGGACACACACAUCGUUACAAUAGAAUGUUGUUAAUGAGGAUGCAUUUGCACUCUUACUUUGCAAUUGCUUAUUAUACGAUGGAAAUUAUCAAUUACUCAUUGUUGGUGAAUGGUGACCUCCUGAUUUAAACUUUGAUGCAUAUAAUUAUAGCCUCGAUUCCAGGCCGAUUAAAAUACGUAUUUUAAUCGGCCUGGAAUCGAGGCUAAUGCAUAUAAUA